Molecule: messenger RNA, 1647 nt
Organism: Pochonia chlamydosporia 170
Lineage: Eukaryota; Fungi; Ascomycota; Sordariomycetes; Hypocreales; Clavicipitaceae
Product: histone acetylation protein
Exons: 1
Coding region: 1-1647 (548 amino acids)
Biological process (GO): DNA damage response
Cellular component (GO): nucleus
Molecular function (GO): histone H3K56 acetyltransferase activity
Source: RefSeq, a predicted model, not a curated record
AUGGCGACUCCAUCUGAAGCAAUUGCCUGCGAUACCGGUCUAGCAGAUCGUCUCCGUCUCGUAUUACCCAAAGACAUCCCUUUCACCCUCCACCACGUCUCAACACCCCCACGAAAGACGGACGCGCUCUACUCUGCACCACCGAACGAACGACCUGAUCGGACGUAUUGCGAGAACCACUUCCUCACCGUAUCAAUCGAUCUUCCACAGAGUGCAGUGCCAUCACAAAACGGCAACACCCCCCAGAACAGCUCUGAGCCCAACAAACAAGUCGUUGUGCUUGGCAUCGAAAUCUUCAUCUAUACCACCGCCCACUCCACAACCCUGUUCGUGUCCAAGGCCGAUUCGACUGGGUACUUGCCCCUGUUGAACUUGCCAAAGGGUACUCCAAGCCCUAUCCGCGAAGUCUGCGCCGCAUUUGUCGAUUAUCUCGUCGCUGUUCGUAGACGUCCGGAUAUACCCUUCAUAGUCAGCCUGUUUGCUCGAUCGCAAGGACAAUAUCUCUUCCCGGGAAGUGUCGACCACGGGGCCAAACAUGUUCUCGACGAUAGAGGCUUGAUAAAGUGGUGGUGUCGUGUGUUGGAUCCUCUGAUUACAUCUCCUCCUUCUGGUAGAGAUUCGUGGAAGAAUGCCAAAGGCUACCUUGUCAUCCCCGGUCUAGAUGCAUAUGAAACACGCGCAUUUAUUCCCCGAACUGCCGCAGCCGCAUCGUCAUGGUCCCUGACGCAUCCCCUCGAAAGAAUAUCACACUACACUCGAGAGUUCGACUGGGUCCCACCACGAUGUUUAAUCCCACGAUUCCCCGACGAUCCAAAAUCCCGAUUCCGUGAUGAGCUCGACGAAGAAGCAGGUCGUUCUGGUCCUAUGAAGACAUCUGGUAGCUGGAAGACUGUAAAGACACUGGACAUGUUUUGGGAAAUGAUGGCCUACAGGCAAGAAUGCUCGAGUGGUAGGAUGACGGGCUUCAUCUGGGUCGUUUUUGACGACAAGACUCCUCAGACUGAUCAAGAUCAGUCGACAGUAACGCCGGAAACACCUAAAAAGCAGCGAAACGGAGCUGUGAUGGCUCCCAACACCACACCUCGCAAGUUGUUUCCUUCCAAAACGGACAAAUCCGACAAACAACCCAAGAAGAAGUCGGAAAAGAAAAAGAUCAAGCUCAAGGGACCUAUCAAACCCCGUCAGCCACAAGCCAAGACUGCACAGCGGAACCAUUUUCUCAAGGUUCCGGUCCAUAGUCCUUAUUACUACUGGCCCCAAGACGGCAGGGGUUCGCGCAUCGUCAAUGAAACGAUGUACAAGCGAAUCACGGAGCUAAUGCUACACUUGGACUUUUCCAGUAAAGACAAGGCAGUGACUAGUUCCCGGCGAUGGACAAAGGAAGUUGGCCAAGGUGGUGACUGGGGAGUGAGGGUUGUGGGUGCAAGGGAGCCCACCUUGACUGCUGUGGAGGGUGCUGAAGGUGCUGAAGUGAAUAAUCUUUCUGGGCUAGUGAAGAGAAAGAGGGCCGAUACGUCAGGGGAUGGAGUCAAUGUCCUUGGUGCGGGAUUGGUGAAGAAGAAAGCCAAGGACGAAGCGGAGAGCCAGCCUGGGGUUAACGUCUUGACAGCUGGUCUGGUCAGGAAGAAGCCAAAGGCAGAGGAAUGA